Fusarium musae is the source of this 3258-nucleotide messenger RNA. RefSeq lists its product as uncharacterized. The record is from RefSeq and is a predicted model, not a curated record. The transcript has a single exon. The coding region runs from base 1 to 3258 and encodes 1085 amino acids. Gene Ontology annotation, molecular function: protein binding. Lineage: Eukaryota; Fungi; Ascomycota; Sordariomycetes; Hypocreales; Nectriaceae.
AUGGAUAACAGUUUUUCUGUCCUCAGUCUUGGAAGUGCUGAUCCGGAGUCGACUCUAAACGUUGAUUUUGGGAGACUGAACCCAUUGUUCACUCGCAUCAAAGAGCUCGAUCAAGAAUAUCAUACAUCUGGUAAUGUGGAAAGCCUAGAAGCAGCAAUUGAAAAGUCAUGGGAAGCUGUCAACUCAGCUCACGAUGACAAGCCUGGAAUCCGUACCAGCUGCUUAUUAUAUCUCUCUUAUCUGCUCAAGGACAGGUAUACAGCGACAAACAACAUUGAGGAUCUCGACAAGUCCAUUGACCUAGCAGGAGAGGCAAAUGGAAUCGCCAACGCGCUCGAGGAAGUCCAUCCCCAACACCCCCUCGUCCUCAAGGCGCUUCGUGCCCGUCUCACAGACCGCUAUGCUUUGACAGGGUCAGAGUCUGAUCUUGAUAGAGCCGUUGAUACGGCUCGCCAGUCGAUCGACAUCACCAACGAUGGCGCAUCGGAUGUAUCAAAUCAAUAUGGCGAUCUAUCAGCCCUGCUUGGGAGAAGGUAUCUCGCCACUGGUACUGUGGAGAAUGUUGAUGAAGCUAUUUCCAUGGGCUGGAAAGCUAUAGAGGGAGAGGUAACUGACAACAAAUCCAUGCGACUACACCUGCUAGCGCACAUUGGCAGUUUACUGGGGCACAAAUCACUCAGAACAGGCUCGCUGGCUGAUAUGGACGAAGGUGUUCGAUUGGCUCGGCAGGCAGUUGAGGAGGCUUCAGAAGAGGAACCAGCCUUGGCAGAUUCACUAAACUCACUGGCGACACUCUUGGGGCAGCGAUAUUCCUUGACGAGUGCCUUGAUAGACAUUGACGAAGCCAUCGAUUUGGCCAGAAGAAGUUUAAAGUUACCAAGCUAUAACUCGACGAUGCUAGCUACGAGUUUAGGAAAUCUCGCUGUUCUUCUGCAGCUGAGAUAUCAAAGAUCCCGUGAGCUGUCCGACCUUGAAGAAUCGACUCAGCUAUCGCAGCAGGCUUUGAACACUAUGCCUUACAAUCAUCCCGAUCGGUCAAGACACCAACACGAUAUUGGGAUUAAGCUUGCUCGCAAAUUUACCAUCACCAACAUUAUGAAAGAUCUCGACGAUGGAAUCCAGUCACUGAGAGAAGCAGUAGACGGCACACCGAAAUCGCAUCCUUAUAGAGCUGUUUUUCUGCAUAGCCUUGCAAAUGCUUUGAUACAAAAAGGCUCUGAAACAUUUGAUGGUGAUGGUGUUGAUGAGUGGAUAUCCGUUGCGAAGGAAGCAUUGGAGGCUACACCGGAAUCUCACCCAGAUCGAGGAGAGUUACUCUACGGUUUAGGUCUUGGUCUUCUGGCAGCUCACGCAACGGGCAAGACUCUAACUGGCAUCGACGAAGCCAUACCUUGUUUCGAAGAAGCUAUCAAGCAGUCGAACGCCCCUCCACUUUGCCGUAUCCAGGCCUGCAUGUGUCUGCUGCCAAUAUGCCACGACAGACAGCGAAGUCUAGAUGCUGCAAAACUUGUGGUGGGGCUCAUUCCACGUAUCAUACCACGGCAGCAAGACAACUCCGAUCGUCAGAGUUCUCUCGCUGAACUGGCUGGCUUUACAUCGAACGCGGUCGCUGUUGCUAUACAGGCUGGACAAGUGGUAGAUGCCCUGGAGCUCCUUGAACAGGGUCAAGGUUUACUCGGAGCAUCCGCAGAGCAAAUGCAGACGGAUAUCGUGGACCUAGAAAAGGUGCAUCCAGAAUAUGCAGCCGAGUUCGACCGUCUUCGGAAGGAGAUCAAUCGCCCACUUGACUCCGACAUCUCUGCAACCCAGAGUACUGGGAUGAGAGAAGGACUGGCGCUACGACUCUAUGAUGCUGGAAAGGAGUUUGAUGAACUAGUCGAGAAGAUUCGCAAAUUACCAAACUUCAAUACCUUUUUACAGACACCAGGACUUGAUGAAAUGCAGGACAUAACAGAUCGGGGGCCGGUUAUCAUCAUCAACGUCGGCAUUAUAUGUUGCGAUGCUAUCAUCAUCAUGAUCGACAGGAUUUAUACAGUGCCAUUACUUGAUUUGAGUAGAGCCGACAUCGAAGAGAAAGUCUUGGGCGGAGAAAGGGGUAGUCCGGAUGUCCUCGAAUGGCUGUGGGACACUAUUGUCUGUCCUGUAUUAGACAGAAUUGGCUUUUCAGAGACUCCGACAGGUGACAACUGGCCGCAUGUUUGGUGGAUCCCUACUGGCCUUCUGAAACAAUUCCCAUUACAUGCAGCUGGAUAUCAUAGGAAGAGAACAAAGGAGACGACACUUGACAGGGUUGUUUCGUCCUAUGCAUCGUCAGUCAAGGCUAUGAUACAAGCUCGAAAGCGACGGACAGCAACCCGAGAAACAAGCAAGGUAGUGCUUGUGGCUAUGGAGACUACACCAACGCUAUCACGUUUGGCAUUUGCUAACCAGGAAUUGGAAGUGGUCAAAGAUGUUUGUUCGUCGAUUGGACUAGAUGUUGUUGAACCUGAACGACGAAAGGCAGCACUUGUUGAACAACUUCGCCAGUCCAAGUUCUUCCAUUUUGCAGGCCAUGGAUGUACCGACCCCCAAGAUCCCCUGAGGAGUUAUUUAUGUCUCGAGGAUGUCGUGACGAAUCCAUUGCGGGUCGGCGGGCUACUGGACUUGAAUCUAAAGGAUCAGCCACCGUUUCUAGCAUAUUUGUCAGCUUGUGGAACAGGCCGUAUUCAACAGGAGCAAUUCAUGGAUGAAGCCGUCCAUCUUAUCAGUGCUUUCCAACUCGCCGGCUUCCAACAUGUUAUAGGUACUCUAUGGGAGGUCAAUGAUAGAGUUUGCGUUGAUAUAGCCAAGGUAGUGUAUGAAGGUAUCAAGGAUGGUCGGAUGUCAGAUCAAUCUGUGGCUUGGGGGCUUCAUGAGGCUAGCCGUCGGCUGAGGGAUCAGUGGCUGGAGAAGAGGGAGCAAGAAGGGUCUAGCAGAGGUGCGGAUGAUGAUCUGCUCAGUAAUUUAGUUAUCAGAGAACCUGUGGUCCACGGAGUUAGGUGGGAAAGAAGACGAGUUCGGAGUAGAGCAAAGACGAAAGACAUGUCGAGAUCCUUGGGGACAAGGUGGAGGAGAGUCACCACCAAAGCAUCCAGAAGCGUGCGGGUAAGCAAGAAGACCAUGUCCGGGGUCGAGACCAGGGGUCAGAGAUGUUCUAGAGAGGCUUCCUUAGCUAUCCUCCUGCGGCACAAGAUCGAGCCAUCACCAGCAUGGGUUCCAUUCAUUCACUAUGGUAUCUAG